Messenger RNA from Prunus armeniaca (apricot), 1077 nucleotides. The record is from the annotation of a GenBank genome assembly. Lineage: Eukaryota; Viridiplantae; Streptophyta; Magnoliopsida; Rosales; Rosaceae.
AUGGCCACCAAGUCAUAUUUGAAGCUCACCCCAAUCAUCUUCAUCAUCUUCAUCUCCAUUCUCAUUCCCCAAGUCCAUUCACAGUCUGAUGAAUGCGGCUCAGAAACCAACUCCUGCAAUGACAAGUCUGGAGCUGUGCCGCUCAAAGUCAUAGCCAUAACCUCAAUUUUGGUCACGAGCAUGAUCGGGGUGUCCUUGCCUCUUGUUACUCGUUCGAUACCCGCGUUGCACCCCGAUCGAAACCUGUUUGUGAUUGUCAAGUGCUUUGCAGCCGGCAUCAUCCUUGCCACGGGGUUCAUGCACGUCUUGCCUGAUUCUUUUGACAUGUUAUCAUCCAACUGUUUGAAAGAAAACCCGUGGCACAAGUUUCCUUUCUCAGGGUUUGUGGCUAUGCUCUCUGCAAUUGUGACUUUGAUGGUGGAUUCUAUGGCCACUAGUAUUUAUAGCAAGAGAUGCAGAACUGGAGUUAUCCCAGAUAAUGGGACGGUUGCAGCCGUUGAGGUGGACCAAGAGAUGGCUGCGGUGGGUGCUGGGCAUGGUCAUUUUCAUGCUCACAGUCAUGACAUAGUCAAGGGAGGAAAUGAAGACUCACAGCUUCCCCGUUAUCGCGUUGUUGCCAUGGUAUUAGAACUGGGUAUCAUUGUUCACUCAGUUGUUAUUGGGCUUUCUCUUGGAGCAUCAAACAACACUUGCACAAUUAAGGGUCUUGUAGCUGCCCUUUGCUUCCAUCAAAUGUUUGAAGGCAUGGGUCUUGGUGGUUGCAUUCUCCAGGCUGAGUACAAGUUCAUGAAGAAGGCCAUCAUGGUGUUCUUCUUCUCAACAACAACCCCAUUCGGAAUUGCUAUCGGAAUGGCCCUUACAAAAUCGUACAAGGAAAAUAGUCCAAGGUCGUUAAUCACAGUAGGGCUGCUCAAUGCAUCCUCAGCUGGCCUUCUUAUCUACAUGGCUCUGGUUGAUCUUCUUGCUGCUGACUUCAUGGGUCCAAAGUUGCAGCGUAGCAUCAAGCUCCAGAUCAAAUCUUACAUGGCGGUCCUUUUGGGUGCAGGUGGCAUGUCUGUAUUGGCAAAAUGGGCUUAA